AUGCUCAGAGACACCAUGAAGUCCUGGAGUGACAGCCAGUCAGACCUCUACAGCAGCGACCAAGAGGAGGAGGAACAGAUGAUUUUUGGAGAAAAUGAAGAUGAUUUGGAAGAGAUGAUGGAUUUAAGUGACUUGCCUACCUCACUUUUUGCUUGCAGUGUUCAUGAAGCUGUGUUUGAGGUGCAGGAAGAGAAGGAAAGAUUUGAAGCACUUUUCACAGUCUAUGAUAAUCAAGUGACAUUCCAGUUGUUUAAAAGCUUUAGAAGAGUGAGGAUCAACUUCAGCAACCCAGAGGCAGCAGCAAGAGCACGGAUAGAACUGCACGAAACGGACUUCAGUGGGAAAAAGCUGAAGCUGUACUUUGCACAGGCACAGGUAUCCAGUGAAAUAGGUGACAAAUCCUACCUCCUUCCUCCACAACCUGUUAAACAGUUCCUGAUAUCACCACCUGCCUCUCCACCAGUUGGGUGGAAACAGAGUGAAGAUGCAACUCCCCUGAUCAACUAUGACUUGCUGUGUGCUGUCUCCAAGCUGGGGCCAGGGGAGAAGUAUGAGCUUCAUGCAGGAACAGAAUCCACUCCCAGCGUAGUCGUCCACGUCUGUGAGAGUGAAACAGAGGAGGAGGAGGAGAUAAAGAACCCCAAGCAGAAGAUCAUGCAGACGAGGCGCCCGGAGCCACCCGCCAGCAUGCUGAGUGACCCCAAGGGGUUUGAUUGUACACUGGAGGUAGGGGGUGCCAUGCACUGCUAA
This is a messenger RNA of Merops nubicus (carmine bee-eater), 750 nucleotides long. RefSeq names its product RCAN family member 3 (gene RCAN3). Gene Ontology annotation, cellular component: nucleus; cytoplasm. NCBI's taxonomy places the organism in Eukaryota, Metazoa, Chordata, Aves, Coraciiformes, Meropidae. Gene Ontology annotation, molecular function: nucleic acid binding; calcium-dependent protein serine/threonine phosphatase regulator activity. Bases 1 to 750 code for a protein of 249 amino acids. The record is from RefSeq and is a predicted model, not a curated record. Gene Ontology annotation, biological process: calcium-mediated signaling. The transcript is spliced from 4 exons.